Fusarium verticillioides 7600 is the source of this 1620-nucleotide messenger RNA. RefSeq lists its product as hypothetical. NCBI's taxonomy places the organism in Eukaryota, Fungi, Ascomycota, Sordariomycetes, Hypocreales, Nectriaceae. The transcript has 4 exons. The coding region runs from base 532 to 1056 and encodes 174 amino acids. The record is from RefSeq and is a predicted model, not a curated record.
CCAGAUUUGAUUCUUUCACUGGAAGUGAAUCAUAUUACGACAUCAAGGAUUGGAUGUAAACUGAAGGACACUUGUUGCCAGUACGGAGUACAAACGAUUGGAUUAUACAUACAUUCGAGGAUCUUGUGUCACAGAUAUAUAUACAAUCACACCUUCCAAUAAAUCUACUUUGCAUAGAAUUCUUAGUGUCAUGACAUCAACAACACCAUAAAUAAUGCCUUGCAGUAUCAGACAGUGUCAGUUCACCAAGUUAUAGUACCUAUCCGCAUUCAUCAGUUCAGCCAUCACUCAUCACCUCAUGAUCCGAGCAAUUGGUUCUCCCCGCCCUCGUUACGUCAUGUACUUGCAACCAUCCUUUCCGGGUUCGCAUAUGAGCACAUGGAAAUUUGAUUGACAAAGAAGAGGGGCACUACCAAGUAAUCUUGACUUGCAAGGGAAUCUUCUAACCUACCUACCUACCUAUGAGGUAUGAGGUAGUUCCGAGGUAACCACCUUACCUAAGGUAGAAAAGAGCUUGCUUUCCUUUCCCUCAUGAUAAAUACCCGACCAUCAUCUCCUCAUCCGUCUUUGCAUCUUGUCACUCCAUACUCAACCCUCCCUACAAACCACAUCACAACAGCACACACUUUCGCGCAGAUCAACUACAAACCAUUCAAAAUGUCCAAGUCUCGCACUCCUCUCAUCAUCGGCGGCGCUGCCGUCUCUGGUAUCGGAUACUACCUCUACGCCGCUGGUGGCAACCCACGAGCUGCUGAGAAGAAGGCCGAGAGUGACGCCCAUAGCGCUGCUGCCAACAUCAAGAGCCACCUUCCCGGCCGUUCCCCUAACGCUGAGGGUGAGCUGAAGGGAGCUGGUGCUGCUGCCGGUGCCAAGAUUGACAGUGUUGCUGCCGAAGCCGACCGUACGGCUGGUGUCAUCAAGAGCAAUGUCGAGUCUGUUGCCAAGGACGCAAAGGCCGAGGCCAUGAGAGUAGUCGACAAGUUCGACCACCGUGUCGAGGCGGAAGCCGCAAAGGCCAAGGGCGGUAUCUCGAGCUGGUUCGGUGGCAGCAAAUAAGCGUAUCUUCGACAAUCAAGAACCAAGAUGAAGCAACUGUAUUACUUAUUUAAUCAAAGUCGGAGCCUGGGGUUUCACUUUUUGGGAUUGAGCGGGCGAAUGGUCAUGGCCCAGCAGCAUGACACUGGCCUUGAGAUAGCUCUGGGUCUCUGCAUGCAAUGUAAUUCGAUAGUAUAAGAGCAAUGAAUCACGGUCAACGAGAAGAACACGUACAUAUUUUGGUGACAUGCGGUGUUCAAAGACUAUCCACCGCUACGAAUGUUGUCUAAGCUCAUUAGUUCCCCAUAACCGAAUCCAGAACUCCAAUCCAUUUAUCAACAUCAUCCCUGAUAGUUACCAGUUGCCAGUCUCUAAUAUCGGACGACCCUAUUGCUCCAAUUCCUCAGCCACCAACUUAAGUAUCUCCUCACAACUCUUUCUCGCAUUUGUGGGCUUCUUAGCAAUCGCCUGCCACACUUCGCCGUGUCGAGGUUCAUUCAGCACGCACUUCGUCACCACAUCUGCCCGCUUCUCCUCCGUACCAUGUUGACAUAAGAACCGGUAGUACCAAGCCCAAGAAUCGCC